CGUCAUCAAUGUGCGACGGAGUUUUUGGCGGUGCGAAAAUAAUAAUGAUGACAAUUUACUGUCUUUGUUUUUAUUAUCGCGUGCGUCUUUUUUAAACACUAUCAAGCUUAUAGCACCGGCAAAAUGAUUCACGAGCUGCUGUUGGCUUUGAGUGGAUAUCCUGGCACUGUAUUUACCUGGAACAAACGUAAUGGAUUGCAGGUGUCCCAGGACCUGCCGUUCCUACACCCCAGCGAAACCAGUGUCCUCAAUCGAUUGUGUAAAAUGGGCACUGACUAUGUGCGCUUCACAGAAUUCAUAGAGCAACACACGGGUCAUGUUCAUCAACAGGAGCACUAUUCCAGUCAGCCGAGUCAGUCUGGGCUUCAUGGUAUUUACCUGCGGGCCUUCUGUACUGGCCUCCACUCUAUGCUGCAGCCUUAUCGGCAGGCUUUACUGGACCUUGAAAAAGAGUUUCUUGGUGAUCCACACCUCUCUAUUUCUCAUGUCAACUACAUGCUGGAACAGUUUCAGCUUCUCUUCCCAUCUGUUAUGGUUGUUGUGGAGACUAUCAAGUCUCAGAAGAUUCAUGGCUGCCAGAUCUUGGAGACUGUGUACAAGCACAGCUGUGGAGGACUGCCUCCUGUCAGGAUGGCCUUGGAAAAGAUUCUUGCCGUGUGCCAUGGCGUGAUGUAUAAGCAGCUGGCGGCAUGGAUGCUGCACGGGCUGCUGCUGGAUCAGAGCGAGGAGUUUUUCGUCAAGCAGGGCCCCAGUGCUGGCGGAGCCACUGCUGCACAGGAAGAGGAGGAGGAGGACCUGGGCAUCGGAGGUCUGAGUGGGAAACAACUCAGAGAACUGCAGGAUUUGAGAUUGAUUGAGGAAGAGAACAUGCUGGCACCUUCCCUCCAGCAGUUCUCCCUGCGUGUGGAGAUGCUUCCCUCAUACAUCCCUGUUCGAGUAGCUGAAAAGAUUCUUUUUGUUGGGGAGUCUGUGCAAAUGUUUGAAAACCACAACCAGAGCCCAUCGCGAGCUGGGUCUAUACUGAAGCAUCAGGAAGACAUGUUUGCAGCCGAGCUCCACAGACUCAAACAGCAGCCUCUCUUCAGCCUGGUGGACUUUGAGAAUCUGGUGGAUGGCAUACGGAGCACAGUUGCUGAGCACUUAUGGACUUUGAUGGUAGAGGAAUCAGAUCUUUUGGGGCAGCUCAAGAUCAUAAAGGACUUCUACUUGUUGGGGCGAGGUGAACUCUACCAGGUCUUCAUUGACCUUGCUCAACAUAUGCUGAAAACCCCACCAUCUGCCGUUACUGAACAUGAUGUCAAUGUGGCAUUUCAGCAAGCGGCCCACAAAGUGCUACUCGACGACGACAACCUUUUGCCACUCCUCCACCUCACCAUAGACUACCAUGGAAAAGAAAGCAAAGAGGCUUCUGGGAAUCGAGAGGGCACCACUCCACCUCAGGAGAGCUCUCCUCGUGAAGCUCCGCCCACUGGCUGGGCAGCGCUGGGAUUGGCUUACAAGGUUCAGUGGCCUCUACAUAUUCUGUUCACUCCUGCUGUGUUGGAGAAGUAUAAUGUAGUGUUCCGGUACCUGCUGAGUGUGCGCCGAGUCCAGUCCGAGCUGCAGCACUGCUGGGCCUUGCAGAUGCAGCGCAAGCAUCUUAAAUCUAACCAGACGGAUGCAGUAAAAUGGAGACUCCGCAACCAUAUGGCCUUUCUAGUGGACAACCUUCAGUAUUACCUUCAGGUGGAUGUUCUGGAGUCCCAGUUUUCUCAACUUUUACAGCAGAUCAACUCCACAAGAGAUUUUGAGAGUAUCCGACUGGCCCAUGACCAUUUCCUCAGCAAUCUGCUGGCACAGUCUUUUAUUCUACUCAAACCCGUUUUCCACUGUUUGAAUGAAAUUCUGGAUCUUUGUCACAAUUUUUGUUCUCUGGUCAGUCAGAAUCUUGGGUCUCUGGAUGAGCGAGGAGCAGCUCAGCUGGAUAUUCUUGUGAAGGGUUUCAGUCGUCAGUCUUUCCUGCUCUUCAAGAUUCUUUCUAGUGUUCGUAACCACCAGAUAAACUCUGACUUGGCACAGCUCCUGUUACGAUUAGACUACAACAAAUACUACACACAGGCAGGAGGCACACUGGGCAGUUUCGGCUUAUAAAGUCGAUCCUGAAAAUCUGGAGAAACUUCAGCCAAUGGUUUGUUUCAUCAUAAUCAUCAUCAUCAUCAUUAUUAAAAGAUAAAUCUGCAUUUGUACAUUAAUAUAUGAUAUGCCUUUUGUUACUGUCACUUUGUGCGGUGUUCUGCUUUUUCUGCUCCCUCACCAGUAGAAACCCCUAAAUACAGUUUGCUUUGUAUUACAUCUGUUAUGAAAUAAAACCGACAAGUGAAACACAUUUUUUUUAUUUAAUAAAAACUAUGUACAGAAAGGCAUGCACUAAAACACUGAGGACAUUUAAAAGACAUGAGAGGACGAUGGUUUUACGUAGACGUGUUGUGGCAGAAUUCAGAAUUGCUGUUGAAGCUGAGGCACUUUCCACAGAUCAAGCUCUGAAUCAGCCACUCCAGAGAGACAACAGGCAUGUCUAUGGCCACACGCUUCACUUCCUCUGAUGCACAUGCUGAUGAUGUCACCGCCACAUCAAACUUCACGUCUGGAAUGUCUGUUAGGGAUAAAAUUGACAUUAUGACAUUUCAAAGAUGGCAGAGAUUUUCACCCAGAAAUGAAGAUUCUGUCAUCAUUUACUCAUCCUACACUUGUUCGACUGUUUGGAAAAAUGACAAAUUUUGCUAAAAAAAAAGCUAUUGAAGAUAAUAUUUUUGUUCCAACUAUGAAUGUCAGUUUUUUUUUUACAGUAUUUUUCAAAGUAUCUUGUUUUGUGAUUAGCAGAAAAAAGAAAAAUGUUUACAAAGCAUUCAUUUUUAGGGUAACAAUGCCUUUAACGGUCCUAGUCAUCUGAAAAAAGUAACUUGUUUGAAACCUAUUUAAAAUUGUUUAAUCUGUUAAACAUAAAAGAUAUUUUGAAGAAUGUUAGAAACAGGUAACCAUUGACUUUCAUAGUCCCACAUCAAUGACUCUGUUAGCAACAAUUUGAAACAGGUUUGAACUGGCGGUUGAGUAAAUUUCAGAAGUUUUGGCAAACUA
Molecule: messenger RNA, 3114 nt
Organism: Danio aesculapii
Lineage: Eukaryota; Metazoa; Chordata; Actinopteri; Cypriniformes; Danionidae
Gene: tubgcp4
Product: tubulin, gamma complex associated protein 4
Exons: 18
Coding region: 124-2130 (668 amino acids)
Biological process (GO): microtubule nucleation; spindle assembly; mitotic cell cycle
Cellular component (GO): centrosome; gamma-tubulin complex; equatorial microtubule organizing center
Molecular function (GO): gamma-tubulin binding; microtubule minus-end binding
Source: RefSeq, a predicted model, not a curated record